AUGCAUGCAACAGCAGAAACCGAAAACCUGCCAUGUGUAGUUCAAAAGUAUGGAGGAACCAGUAUAGGAACUGCUGAGAGAUUGCUCAAUGUCGCAAAGAUUGUCAAAUCAAGCCUAAAUACGAAUCGAGUCAUUGUAGUCUUGUCUGCCAUGAGCAGUCAGAAAAAAGUUGAAGGAACUACUUCAAGGUUACUAGAAGCAGCUCACGAAGCCUUGACUCCAAACUCGAAUCGAUACUUGGACAUUAUUGACAAGAUUGAACAGGAUCAUGUGAAAGCUGUCAGAUUAGCUGUUGAUUCAGCUGAUAUUCGAGCUGGUGUUGAAGUCGAUGUUAAACAUGAGUGCAAGACUUUGAAACAGUUUUUGGGUGCUGCUGAGAUCAUUGAUGAGAUAUCACCGAGGUCGCGUGAUAUUAUAGUUAGUGUUGGAGAGAAGCUGUCUGCUAGAAUAUUCACAGCAGUCUUGCAGUCACAGGGUGUGGAUGCAGGAUAUGUGAAUCUAGAAAAAGUAGUAGACCGUCAAUUCGAUGAAAAAUCUUUAGAUCAUACUUUUUACCAAUACCUAACACAACGACUGGCAAGUUCCAUACGAGAGUGUCCCAACCAAGUACCGGUCGUAACAGGAUAUUUCGGACCAGUACCAGGCAGUCUUCUAAACACUAUUGGACGAGGAUAUACAGAUCUCACUGCGGCAUUGAUUGCUGUAGCUGUAGAUGGUACCGAAUUACAAAUAUGGAAGGAAGUCGAUGGGAUAUUUACAGCUGAUCCACGUAAAGCACCCAAAGCCAAACUCUUGGCCAAGAUAUCUCCAGAAGAAGCUUCAGAAUUGACGUAUUAUGGAUCUGAAGUGAUACAUCCGUUUACUAUGGAGCAGGUCAUAAGAGCACGUAUACCAAUACGUAUACUGAACACGUUUAGGCCUGAAGGUGCCGGAACCGUUAUCUUGCCACCUGGUAUGUUCAUGGAUGGUAAAAUGAUCAAAUCGUAUAGUAGUAAUGGUACCAGUAAUGGCAGUAAUGGAGCAUCAGCAAACAAGAAGCCAAGAAGUGAAAAGUAUCCUACAGCUGUAACCAUCAAGGACAAUGUGACUGUUAUUAAUGUACACUCUAAUCGAAAAUCCGUGUCACAUGGAUUCUUUGCAUCUAUAUUUACUACUCUUGACAAAUUUGGGAUUGUCGUUGAUUUGAUUGCUACGAGUGAAGUGCAUGUGUCUAUGGCCUUGGGACAUAAUGUGCAUGAUACUAAACUGGAGCUGGCCAUUGCCGAGCUGCAGGCUCAUGGCAUUGUUGACGUUAUCAAGGAUUUAGCCAUCCUAUCCCUCAUUGGACAGCUAAAACAUAUGAUUGGUAUUGCCAGUCGCAUGUUUACGGUGCUGGCUAAGCAUGGAGUGAACAUUGAAAUGAUUUCACAAGGAGCAUCAGAAAUCAAUAUAUCAUGUGUCAUCCAAGCUAAGGAUGCACAAUUUGCUAUAAGUGCUGUACAUGAUGAGAUCAUACUUGCUGACCAGGAGUAG
Molecule: messenger RNA, 1512 nt
Organism: Synchytrium microbalum
Lineage: Eukaryota; Fungi; Chytridiomycota; Chytridiomycetes; Synchytriales; Synchytriaceae
Gene: HOM3
Product: aspartate kinase
Exons: 6
Coding region: 1-1512 (503 amino acids)
Molecular function (GO): aspartate kinase activity
Source: RefSeq, a predicted model, not a curated record